CUCGGCUGGUGGCAAAGUGUGAGGCGGCCCUUGACCCCGCUCCGCGGGCCGCCCUGGCCCCACGAGGCUCUCGGGCUGGCCGACGACUCUCGUGGGCAGCCCCUCCUCACGCUGUGGCCUGGUGACGUCGGGCCACGGUUAACGUGGACCCAGGGCUGGGGAAGGGGGCGUCCUCCUUGGCUGUGGCGGUGGUCCUGGGGCAGGCUGAGACACUCCCGGGGGUCGGGAGCGGUGGCCACCCCGGACAGGCGAGGACCGGACUUCUCAGCGGAUGCUUUCUUUACAUGUCGAAAAAAUGCCCUUCUGGCGAAGAGCUCGUCCCCCCAGGUAGAGGGUGACUUUGCCAUGGCCCCUCAGGGGCCUGACCAAGAGGAGUGUGAGGGCCUGCUGCAGCAGUGGCGAGAAGAAGGGUGGAACCAGGCACUGUCAACUGCGAGUGAGGGUCCUCUUGCAGAUAAGAGACUAGCUGAGAGCAGUCUGGCACUCCUGAUGGAUAAUUCCGGAGAACAGGAUGCUGCCUCGGAGGACAAGUGGUCCAGCAGGCAGCUGAGUGACCUUCAGGCAGCAGAGAACCUGGACCAGCCUUUCCCUGAGGUGCUAGGGGAGGAGCCACUGGCCGAGGUUGAGGGUCCUUUGUGGGAAGCUGUUCCGGUGCAGACAGGGCCCCAGUACGCAGACUGUGCUGUUCUCCCAAUGGGCGCAAUGGCUGCAGAGCAAUGGGAAGAGGACCCAGCAAUGGUGGCCUGGAGCAUAGCACCGGAACCUAUGCCCCAGGAAGACACUUCCAUGUGGCCCUUUGAAGGCCUGGAGCAGCUGCAACCUCCCCCAAUGGAAAUACCGUAUCAUGAGAUCCUGUGGCGAGAAUGGGAGGAUUUCUCCACGCAGCCAGAUGCUCAGGGUCUGGAGGCAGGGGAUGGCCCUCAGUUCCAGUUCACUCUGAUGUCGUAUAAUAUCCUGGCCCAGGACCUAAUGCAGCAGAGCUCAGAGCUCUAUCUGCACUGCCAUCCAGACAUCCUCAACUGGAACUAUCGCUUUGCCAACCUCAUGCAGGAAUUCCAGCACUGGGACCCUGAUAUCCUGUGUCUCCAGGAAGUCCAGGAAGACCAUUACUGGGAGCAGCUGGAGCCCUCUCUGCGGAUGAUGGGCUUUACCUGUUUUUACAAGAGGAGGACUGGGUGUAAAACGGAUGGCUGCGCUGUGUGCUACAAGCCCACCAGGUUUCGUCUGCUCUGUGCCAGCCCUGUGGAGUACUUCCGGCCUGGAUUGGAGCUCCUCAAUCGGGACAAUGUCGGCUUAGUGUUGCUGCUGCAGCCGCUAGUGCCGGAAAGUCUGGGGCAAGUCUCAGUGGCUCCCCUAUGCGUGGCAAAUACCCACGUCCUGUACAACCCACGUCGGGGUGAUGUCAAGCUGGCCCAGAUGGCCAUUCUCCUGGCUGAGGUGGACAAGCUGGCCAGGUUGUCAGACGGCAGCCACUGCCCUAUCAUCUUGUGUGGGGACCUGAAUUCUGUCCCUGAUUCACCUCUCUACAACUUCAUCAGGGAUGGAGAGCUCCAGUACAAUGGGAUGCCAGCCUGGAAGGUCUCUGGACAGGAAGACUUCUCUCAUCAGCUUUACCAGAGGAAGCUGCAGGCCCCACUGUGGCCCAGCUCCCUGGGCAUCACUGAUUGUUGUCAGUAUGUUACCUCCUGUCAUCCCAAGAGAUCAGAGAGACGGAAGUAUGGCCGAGACUUCCUACUACGAUUCCGCUUCUGCAACAUUGCGUGUCAGCGACCAGUAGGACUGGUUCUCAUGGAAGGAGUGACCGAUACUAAGCCAGAUCGACCUGCUGGUUGGGCCGAGUGUAUCUUUGAGGAAGAGAUAUCUGAACUUGAGCCUGUCUUCCCAAGGACAAUAGGCACCAUCCAGCACUGCCUCCACCUGACCUCAGUAUAUACCCAUUUCCUGCCCCAGCAUGGCCGCCCAGAGGUCACGACGAUGCCCUUAGGUCUUGGGAUGACAGUGGAUUACAUUUUUUUCUCAGCUGAAUCCUGUGACAAUGAGAACAGAACUGAUCACAGGCUGGACCGAGAUGGAACUCUGAAGCUCCUGGGCCGCCUCUCCCUCCUCUCUGAAGAGAUUCUCUGGGCUGCCAAUGGCUUACCCAACCCCUUCUACUCUUCAGACCAUCUCUGCUUGCUUGCAAGCUUCGGCAUGGAAGUCACUGCCCCAUGAGGGCCCCCAGGGAGAGAGCUCACUGGAUCGGACGACUGCAAAUGCCCCGUGCUGUGGAAACUUAUGUCCCUUCCCUUGUUCCCUCCUGCCCGUGGUCAGACUUUCUCCAGGCCUGCCCACGUUCUCUGCCUGUGGUCCCUGCCCUGCCUCAGCCUCUUCCUAAUCCUGUGCCACAUGCUAGGUGGCCCUGGGAGAGGUGGAAAGCAUUCCUCUUCCUUCCAUGUACCCAGCGCCCCCUCCCCCAUUGAUUUUUAAUGACCAGGGUUGCGGGAGUUAUUGAUCUCAUUGGUUAUUUGCUUUCAGGCCAUUUCAUGGUGGCACCCUCUGACCCAACCUUCCUCCUCCCUUCAUGACCUCUGGGCUCUGGUACACACAAGCAAGGUGUGUGUAAAGCAUGAGUUCUCUUGGGAUGGGACUGCCCAGCACAGCCAGGCCUGCCUCUGCCUAGACCAUGUACCACCAUGAGGUUUUGGGCUAGGGACAGGUUGAGAGCAUGACAUAGUAGCUGUGUGCUGCCAGGAGGCAGCAGAUGUGGGGCCCUUUUCUCCCUUUCAUUUGUCAGUCAUCUGGGCAUCCUGGCACACUUGUUAUUUCUGGAGACAAAUUGGCCCAUAGCCUGGAGCAGCAGCUCAGGGAUACACCAUAGCCCAGCUCUCCUCAGGCCCAGAUGAUUUUAGUAGGACUUCCCUGAGGAAUGCAGUUUGAUAUCUUGUGUUGGGGUUGAGUGGGCUGGCGCAGUGUUGUGAGGUUUGAAGCAUUUUAAGGAUAAGGAGACGGAAUGUUCAGGAGCUGUGGUCUCACUCAACUCUGCAGAACUGAGUUGGAGUCCCCGUAGAAAGAGCAGGAGGCUCUAUAGCAGCCUUAGCCAGCACAAGAGCCCCAGGAGCUUGACCUCUGACCUCUGCACACCUAAGAAAGUCUCUUCUCACUCUUCUUUCCCUACUCCCUGCCUUCCUUAUUCCCUUCUGUUUUCUCUCUGAAGAAGCCUGCUGUUCAGCUCAGGCCAAAACAUCUCAACAAAAGCCUGCAUUUGGGCAAACUAGAUCUAAGAAUUCAGGAUGGCAGUACUUGCAGAUUUGCUCUGCCUUUCCUCCCCAAACACAGGGUUCCCUGGCCUACUCAAGAGCCCUGUAGUCUAUACCUGCAUCACCUGCAUGCCUUACUCCUCACUGGGGUGUAGCCUAGGGUGUCCUUAGGCCAGAUCCUCCACAUAGCUUUAACUCAGUAUCUGCUGGCCCUUGUGUCUGUCUGCACUAUUAAGCCCAGAGACUGGAAGCAGUUGACUGAGAGGUUGUGGCUAGGCACGGUGGGCCAGACGUUAUAUUCUUUCCUUUAUUUGAAAGCCAAAGACCUGGCUGGAAUGUUGCUGCUGCAUUGCUGACUCUCAGUUUCCCAUGCUCAGGUUCUGGGGGAACUUCUUUUCCUGUGUGUGUCUGUUUUUAAGUUUUGUUUUCUGGGUAUUGGACAUUUGCCUGUCUGAGCCCCAGGCCCAUCUGUCCACGGCCCACUUUCCACCGUCUCUUUCUGGGCACCUCCUGAGAUGGUUUCACUACUGUGCCCUGUUGGUUCUCAGGACAAGGGCCACUAAUCGUUCCCUCUGUCAGGAAAUGCAGAUUCAACUGCUAAAGAAGGUGGAAAGCCAGAGCUUGAUGGUUUAUCUUUUCCUUGUUUCUUAUUUGUUUCUGUUUUGAAAUGAAGUGUGGGGGUUUAAAUGGCUUAUAAAACUGCACUCUGGAGCCAGCAGAACCAGGCAACGUUUUUCCAAAUAAAGGCUGAUCAUGCCCCCUC
Messenger RNA from Meriones unguiculatus (Mongolian gerbil), 3999 nucleotides. It is a transcript of the gene Angel1, whose product is annotated as angel homolog 1. The record is from RefSeq and is a predicted model, not a curated record. Gene Ontology annotation, molecular function: 3'-5'-RNA exonuclease activity. The coding region runs from base 346 to 2211 and encodes 621 amino acids. The transcript has 10 exons. NCBI's taxonomy places the organism in Eukaryota, Metazoa, Chordata, Mammalia, Rodentia, Muridae.